Messenger RNA from Humulus lupulus (European hop), 2098 nucleotides. Its product is annotated as protein NUCLEOLAR COMPLEX ASSOCIATED 4. Bases 76 to 1842 code for a protein of 588 amino acids. Lineage: Eukaryota; Viridiplantae; Streptophyta; Magnoliopsida; Rosales; Cannabaceae. Gene Ontology annotation, cellular component: Noc4p-Nop14p complex; nucleolus; small-subunit processome. Gene Ontology annotation, biological process: ribosome biogenesis. The record is from RefSeq and is a predicted model, not a curated record. The transcript is spliced from 15 exons.
AACCUAAAGGGAAGCGGAGUGGCCAGCCUAUUUCAGUUCCAUUCCCGCCGAGCUUGACAGAACGAGAGAACAACAAUGGCUUCCGUUGACUCCAAAAAGCGAAAGAAGAACACCACCUCUCUUUCACACCUCAAAACCCUAGGCCACGACCUCCUCUCCUCUAGAGCUCACAUCAACAACCUCCCCACCCUCCUCUCCUUCGUCUCCUCUGCUUCGCCUCCUCAGUAUGUGCUCGAAGCUCUGCUAACCCUCCAAGCCUUCUUCACACCUGUCCUCCCAGACCUCCCUUCAUCUUCUUCUUCCACCAAGCCUUCCUCUCGCACCGUUUCACAGGACGACCCCGAGUUCAUUUACAGAACGUGGCUCAGAGCCAAAUUCGAUGAAUUCGUCAAAUCUCUCAUCGACGUUUUGGUUUCGCCCCAAUCUGAAGAGACUCUCAAGGAAGUGGUAUUGGAUACAUUAAUGGAGUUUGUGAAGCUGGGAAAUGGUGGAAGGUUUAACUCUGCUAUAUACCACAAGCUUGUACAUAGCAUUGUUCACUCUGCCACCCCUGUCACUUUCUUGUUGGACUUGCUUGUUUCGAAAUAUUUCAAGUACAUUGAUAUCAGAUACUUUACUUACAUUAUCGUGGAAAAGAUUUGUAGAACUUUGGAAGAGAAACGCGUGUCAGAUGGCAACAAUGAUAGUCAAUCUGGAGAAAGCACAGAGAACUUAAUUCACUAUGUACAUUACAUUUUAUCCCGCAUACCCGCACUAGAGGGCUCAGCUGACAAAGCUGACUUUGAGAUGUGGAGUGGAUCAGGCAAAUCUGAAAAUGUUUCUGGAAAGCAAAAAGGAGAGAAAAAGACGAAAACCGACCAGCAUAAUUCUAAGAUGUUAACGGCAUCCAAUAGUGCUAAGAAGAUGAAGCUGAAAUUUACUAAAGCAUGGAUUUCAUUUCUAAGGUUGCCACUUCCACUUGAUGUAUACAAAGAAGUUCUGGUCAAUCUUCAUCAGGCAGUUAUUCCGUACCUAUCCAAUCCUGUUAUCUUAUGUGACUUUUUGACGACAUCAUAUGACAUUGGUGGUGUUAUUAGUGUAAUGGCUCUCAGUAGUCUCUACAUCCUUAUGACGCAACAUGGUUUAGAAUAUCCCAAUUUCUACGAAAAACUAUACGCGCUACUGGUGCCUUCAAUCUUUAUGGCAAAACAUCGAUCAAAGUUUUUUCAGCUUCUUGAUUCUUGCUUAAAGUCGCCACUUCUUCCUGCAUAUUUGGCUGCUGCUUUUGCUAAGAAACUGAGCCGACUGUCGAUUUCUGUGCCGCCUUCAGGAGCAUUAGUUAUUAUAGCACUAAUUCAUAAUCUUCUGCGAAGACAUCCUUCAAUAAACUGUUUGGUGCACCGGGUUGAUGAAGAGGCUGGUAAAGGUGAUUCAGAAGUAGAUAAAAAGGAUUCUGACAAUUUAGAGGACCCCAGAAAUAGUGAAGAUCUGUCGAAUAAAAAACUUUGCAUUGAUCAUUUUAAAAAUGAGGAAAGUGAUCCAAAAAAGUCAAAAGCUAUGAGAAGUUCACUUUGGGAAAUUGAUACACUUCGCCACCAUUAUUGUCCUGCUGUUUCAAGAUUUGUUUUGUCACUUGAGAAUGAUCUGACAGUCAGAGCUAAAACAACUGAACUUUCUAUCGGAGAUUUCAGCUCGGGUUCAUAUACAACAAUUUUUGCGGAUGAGAUUAGACGAAGGGUAAAACAAGUUCCACUGGCAUUCUACAAAGCACCUCCCACCUCUUUGUUCUCAGACUCCGACUUUGCUGGCUGGACUUUCAAACAUGAAGAUGAUCAUACUUCGGCAAAACGACCUCGAACAUGAGUCUACAAUUGCACUCCCUUAUGUAUCUGUGUUUCCGAGCUCAAGUUUAAUUGAGCAUUUUGAUUUUGAGCUUUUGUGUUUUUAUUGUCUUUUUGUUUUUACCUCCCUUUGGAGAUGUCAUUUUAUAGGCUUCUGCAACAAAUUUUGACCUUGCUUCUUUGUAUUCCUCCAUAGAUUAGGCAUUGCACACUGUACCUCUAAUAGUAUGACAAUGACAUCACAGUAAAGAUUAGUUAAAUUCAAUUGUUUAAGUAAA